Nerophis lumbriciformis (worm pipefish) is the source of this 677-nucleotide messenger RNA. It is a transcript of the gene insl5a, whose product is annotated as insulin-like 5a. NCBI's taxonomy places the organism in Eukaryota, Metazoa, Chordata, Actinopteri, Syngnathiformes, Syngnathidae. Gene Ontology annotation, molecular function: hormone activity; G protein-coupled receptor binding. Gene Ontology annotation, cellular component: extracellular region. The record is from RefSeq and is a predicted model, not a curated record.
GUCCAGAGGAGAGAAGCUCCACUAACACGAAGAAGAUCUCAGCUUCAAAACAAACAGUUUAGGUCUCCAGGAUGCGUGUUUUGGUGGUCUUACCUCUGCUGCUGUGUGCCGUCGUGUGCCGCGUGGACCGGGCGAGAGCCGAGGUGAAGGCGGUGAAACUGUGCGGCCGAGAGUUGAUGAGGGCGGUGGUGUACACUUGUGGGGGGUCCCGCUGGAGGAGGCUCAUCACCGACUCGGACACGGAGGGUGUUUCCAGAGGAGAUGAGAACAGUUUGGAAAGUUUGGCGAGCAUGAGAAGUUACCCAAGCUCAGACCUGACCAGACGGGACAUAAACAACAUCUUGUCCACCGUGUGUUGCCAGGUGGGCUGCAGGAAGAGCGACCUCACCUUCCUCUGCUGAGCAUCUUCUUUCUUCCAAAAAUCAAUCAGUCUAGAUUGACACUAAAAUUUUAAUUUUAAUUUUAUUUUCAUAUUUCUUAUACGCUAGGCAGGUUUGUUUGAACUGAAAUGUAGAAUAUUGUUGAUCACCACUUUUGAUGGAAGAUUUGUUCCACCAUACCUUUUUUUAUUUUUGAAAGUACGGCAAAUAUUAAAACUCAGGGAAAGUAAUUAAGAGUGUGAGAUGAUCAGAUACAUUGAGUGAAAAGCCCAUGUUUGUUUUUAUUUAUGUUGGAAA